This is a messenger RNA of Triplophysa dalaica, 2518 nucleotides long. RefSeq names its product G protein-coupled receptor 37a (gene gpr37a). The transcript has 2 exons. Lineage: Eukaryota; Metazoa; Chordata; Actinopteri; Cypriniformes; Nemacheilidae. Gene Ontology annotation, cellular component: plasma membrane; signaling receptor complex. Gene Ontology annotation, biological process: positive regulation of MAPK cascade; adenylate cyclase-inhibiting G protein-coupled receptor signaling pathway. The record is from RefSeq and is a predicted model, not a curated record. Gene Ontology annotation, molecular function: prosaposin receptor activity; G protein-coupled peptide receptor activity. The coding region runs from base 369 to 1907 and encodes 512 amino acids.
ACGGAGCUCCACACGAAGCGCAGCAUCAGGAGCGCGCGGGCGGACAUGGACAACACUCAAACAUCUUCACUUUGCAGGAUCCCCUUGACCUUCACACAUGGUCUUUCUUCAAUGACAACAUCUUGUUAACGUGUCCGAGGUCCAAGGGCUCAAACUAUCUUUGUUUAACGUACUUUGUUGUUCUUUGACCGGACAUCUGUGGGGAAAACUCGGAGAAAACCAGAAUCUGGAUUUACACACAUCUGCUGUCAAACAUAUUGAAACGAAAACGUUUGAGAUAUUUAUCUGUAAAAUAUGCCAACGAGGACGAAUCUUGACAUUUCUUUUCCGUAACAAUAUUGGAUUUUAAUCCUCGCGAGACAAACAGGAUGAAAAUGCAACUGUUGUGCGUGUUUUGUUUGGUGGUUUUCACACGUAACGUUAUUCCUAACAGCACCGACGUCAAUUCAGACGUCGAUUAUUUAACUUCAGAAUCACGUCAAGUCGGGACUGACAGCCUCAAAUCAAGUCAAACCGUGUCGUUUCUGAGACAAGUACACGACCAAAGAGACUUUAAAGUGAGCCAUCGCCGACAGAGAAGAGAGUCGGUAAACAAGACGAGAAACGAACAAGACCGGACUCGAGUUAUUCAGUCGGAGGAUAAACUUCAGUCAUUCCCGAAGCCUGCAGCGCAGGUGCAACCCACAAACUUCCCAGAUGAUCCCACAACAUUCCCCGAGUGGGACAUCUCACCUGGGGAAGACUUCGAGGAACCGUAUACCCCCUUGGGUCCCUUUGACCCCCGCUCGAGGACCCCAGGUGUGAAGAACCCCUUUUACCCCGUGACAGGCGACUCGUAUGGCGCAUAUGCCGUCGUGGGUAUAUCCGUCAUCAUCUUCACCGUGGGAAUUAUCGGGAAUAUUGCGAUCAUGUGUAUAGUUUGUCACAAUUACUACAUGAGGAGCAUCUCAAACUCACUGCUGGCCAAUCUGGCCCUGUGGGAUUUUGUCAACCUGUUUUUCUGCCUGCCACUGGUGAUAUUCCACGAGCUCACUAAGGAUUGGCUGCUCGGGGAGUUUUCCUGUAAAAUUAUUCCUUAUAUUGAGGUGGCUUCUGUUGGAGUGACAACAUUUACGUUGUGCGCGUUGUGCAUUGACCGUUUUCGUGCUGCGAGCAACGUCCAGAUGUACUACGAGAUGAUCGAGAACUGCACUUCCACUACGGCCAAACUGACUGUGAUCUGGCUCGGCGCUCUGCUCCUGGCCUUGCCCGAGCUCCUCAUCCGUCAGCUGGUUAGAGAAGAACGUGAGCCUCCAGAGGUGACGCCAUGCGAGCACUGCGUGGUCCGGAUCUCCACGUCCCUCCCGGACACUCUUUACGUGCUAGGCCUCACCUACAACAGCGCCCGCCUCUGGUGGUACUUCGGCUGCUACUUCUGCCUGCCCACCGUCUUCACCAUCAUCGGCUCGGUGGCGAGCGCUCGCAAGAUCUCCAAAGCCGAGCGUGCCAGCGUCCGUGGCAACCGCAAGCAGAUCCAGUUGGAGAGCCAGAUGAAUUGUACGGUGGUGGCUUUGGCCAUCGUGUACGGUUUCUGCGUUAUUCCGGAGAACAUCAGCAACAUUGUUUCGGUGUACAUGGCCACGAGCGUGCCGCGUCGCACACUGGACAUCCUGCAUCUGGUGAGUCAGGUGAUGCUCUUCUGCAAAUCUGCGGUUACGCCAGUGCUGCUUUUGGUGCUUUGUAGGCCUUUCGGUAAAGCGUUUUUGGACUGCUGCUGUUGUUGUUUGGAGGAAUGCGGGCCGAAGAAGUCCUCCGACGCCACCAGCGAUGAAAAUGAACAGGAUGGCACAACCGAACUUGAGCUUUCGCCGUACAGCACCGUCCAUAGGGAGCCGUCUACCUUAGCAACAGUGGGAACACACUGUUGAGAUUGAACCCCUACCUGUGAGGUACGGGUACAAUACAAAGGGCUUUGUACUGAAUAAACCACUUGAGUGAAGUUAUUUUACACAGUUUUAAGAUGUGCAGUUCUUGUUUUUACACUGUAUUAUGUUAGGCUUUGUUUUGGGGGGAGAUAACCACAAACCUUGAAAACAUGGACACAGAAACAUUGUUAAAGGACAGAUGAUCUUAGAGAUUCAAAUUCCUAUUGCUGUUUACCACAGAACACGUGAGUAUCAUGAACGUUCGUUUCUAGUAUUUAAGGAUUAUGACUUAACUCACAUGCAACUGUUAUUUUUGCACAGUUUUUUUUCCCCCUAGAGUUUAUUUUAUUUUUAUCGGGUCGUUUCUGUUUUUGUAUUUAUGUUCUGUCUUUAAGACUGUAAGUAAUAUAUAGAACUAGCUGUUAUUUUGUGGACAUUGGCGAUUCUUGUGAAUCGGUAAAAAGUCAAGCCUAGCUCCCUUGCUAUGUAAGUAUUGAAUUCACUCUGUUUUUGCGAGCAGAAAUUGUACGAUGCUCUUCGAUUCGAUUUUCACCUGUUGAAAAGCGGCGGAGCAGAUGUUGUUUUAGCCGAGAUAUCACUUUUUUAAUAAAAGA